Messenger RNA from Theobroma cacao (cacao), 1050 nucleotides. Its product is annotated as embryo defective 3006. Gene Ontology annotation, biological process: chromosome segregation. The record is from RefSeq and is a predicted model, not a curated record. NCBI's taxonomy places the organism in Eukaryota, Viridiplantae, Streptophyta, Magnoliopsida, Malvales, Malvaceae. Gene Ontology annotation, cellular component: MIS12/MIND type complex.
UCGGCGAAUUUUAAGUCUCGACAAUUUGAAAUUAAAAAAGAAAACGAGGAUCAUUUUGGCGGUAGGAUCUCUCUCCAACUCAGGGCUGUGGGCUCUCUCUUGGAGAAUUUGGAGGAAUUCCAAAUUUUGAAAAUUGAAUUGGUUGGGAACUACAAAGCGCGCCCUUUUUAAAUUGGGUUGUGUUUGUUUGCUUCUAUUGAAGAAGAAGAAGAUGGGUAGCAAUGGCGGAGGUGCGGCUCCUCCAUUGAUAGGAUUAGGGAGGAGGCAAUCCGAUUUGAGAAAGUCUUUCAACCUUGCUGUUCGUUCUCUUCUCACUACCUGUCCUAAACAGGAAUUCAGCAAAGCAUUUCCAAAUUUUACAAGUGCCGAGCAAGAACGUCUCCACCAGCUUUUCAUUCAGGUCAUUACCUCUUUGCAUGGGAAUGUAGAGGAUGAGUUUAAGUCUUUAUGCCAGGAAACACAGGUAGCGACUGCCCUUGAUACUGUGGAGCAACUUGUGGAAGAACAACAUCUUGACCCUUUGUUUUCAGAUAAGACUAAUAUAAUGGAUGUGGUGCACAAUCUGUCAACAGCAAAGAAGGCUGAGAUCCAGUACUUAAGGGGCCUGCUGGAAAGGGCUGAAGAACAUAAUCACCUCAUCCAAGCUCGGGUUGAGCUACUUAAGAAUAGAAGGCAAGAAGUCUCGAGCACGAAAGAUGUUGAGAAGCACAACUUUUGCAGGUAAGAGGUGGAAUUUUAAGUUAUGGGGAACAUAAAAUGUCUGGCUUUAGUGAUCUGCAAUUGGUGGGCUAAUGUAUCCUCCACAGCACCGACAAGCUGCAUGGAUUGGUUGAUCACACCAACACAUUUGUACUGAGAUGCUAAACCUUUAGUUUGUUUGCUUGAAUAUGUUGUUCUAGUCAGAAUGGAGUAAAGUGCUCAUUGUUGUAUACAUAUUGAGCAUGGAAAGAAGCUUUAAAACAUAGGAUUGGAAGGAUUCUUGUGAACAGAUUGGUAAUGUCUCUUUGAUCUUGUAAAUUUCAACAUCACUGUUUUGCUGAUCUUCCCAAA